AUCGAGCGCUGCGACAACACUCGGAGGAACCACCGUUGGGACUGUUGGUACUCCCGCACCAUCCUUCUCGCGAACGCCCCCGUCGCCGCCCUCGCCGCGUUCGGCCUAUAUAGACUAUUCCGCCCGGCAUAAUGUCCCACGUCGUCGUAUUCAAUGCGUCCGCGAAGACGGUCAAGGUACCCACAACUCCAGUGAAGUACCUGACCGACGUGCGGGACGAGGCUUGCCAAAAGUUUGGUGUUAGCAAAGACCAGUUCACGUUGAAGCAUUCUGCGUACAACAACAAGCCCAUCUCUCUAUCCCAGCAAAUACGACUUGCAAACCUUCCCCAAGGCGCGCGGUUAGAGCUUGUUCAGGCCUCACGUUCGCCCACUGUCAUUUCAGUAGCUCUCCAGCUUCCAGCGUCCGAGAAGAAUAUCCGCCUAACGCAGAAGUUCGCCAGCAACACUUCAUUAUGGGAGCUCCUACGGCAAUUCGAGAGCGGCCAGGGAGCCAAUCACAACUUCACGCAGCGCGGCGUCCCGGAAAUAAACGGCAGUGGCACGUCGGGCGCAGGCAGAUUGAACUACGAGAUGCCCGUCGUCACGGUUAUGCCCGGCCACAAGGAGCACUCGACCUUUGUGGACCUGCAGAAGACGCUGAGCCAGCUGGGCUUCGACAGCGGAUCGGCUCUUCUGCGUCUAAGCUUCAAGAAUAGUGGUACGCCGCUGGAGGAGGCCAUGGGGCAAAUAUCCAAGUACUUCAAGAACGCGGAUCCGACACCUAGCGGUGCUCAUACCGCGAGUUCUGCUCAGGAGGGCUCCAUCCCUGAUCCAGAUAAGGCCGCUCCCGAGGCGACGGCGACCGUUGCGGGUGAGACGAUUCGACCAGAGGAACCUGACCCGGAGCCGAUGGAGGUAGACGAAAAGCCGCCGACAGAGUCCGCUGCGGAGCCUACGAUAUCUUCUAUGGAUGGCGCAGCAGAUUUGCCUGAGAACAACCCUCCAUCAGCAGCACCGUCUGACCCCUCUCCAGCUCCGGCUCCAGCUUCGCCACCGGAGCGUCUAAACGUCCCCCGCAACGUCCAAGUCUUCUCAGCACCCACCUCCUCCACUCCGCAAGCCGCACGGCAGACCUGGGACGCAACAGACUACGUGCCCACGAUCGAGCACGCAAAAGCGCACCAAGCAGCCCUCAACCAGCAAACCAAGAACAGCCGCCUGCUCUCGGACAAGGAGCUCGAAGAGCUAGAAAACGAGCGCCUUGCCAAACUCGCCGCCGUAGCAGAAAAAGGCGGCUCUCUCCGCGUGCGCCUCCCCGACGGCGCCAUCAUCCAAAUGGACAUCAGCAAGUCCGACACCGCCGAGCUGCUCUACUCCUUCGUCGCCUCCUUUCUCGACAAGCCAAACGAGCCCUUCCAGCUGCAGUACCGCGGGCCGAACGGGCGCCCCGUGCGCAUAGACAAGGACAAGAAGCGGCUGCUCCAGGAGCUGCGCUUCUCGCCCUCCGAGCUGGUGACCUUCUCGUGGGACGACGCGGCGAGCAACGCGGCGCGGCGGAGCAAGAACGUGCUGAGUCGCGAGUGGGCGGACAAGGCGCAGACGCUGAAGGUCGAGGAGCCUGUUGUGGGGGCCAGGGAGAAGCCGGCUAGGGAGCAGAGCAAGGCUGAGGGGAAGCGGAAGGCGGAUAUGAGUGCCCAGGAGAAGGAGAGUAAGCUUAAGAACAUACUCAAGGGCGGCUUGUUCAAGAGUAGUAAGAAAUAGAGCUUCAGGUGGGGGACUUGGGAAAAGUGCAUGGGUUUUGAUAUCAAU
Trematosphaeria pertusa is the source of this 1790-nucleotide messenger RNA. RefSeq lists its product as uncharacterized. Gene Ontology annotation, molecular function: protein binding. The coding region runs from base 132 to 1742 and encodes 536 amino acids. The record is from RefSeq and is a predicted model, not a curated record. Lineage: Eukaryota; Fungi; Ascomycota; Dothideomycetes; Pleosporales; Trematosphaeriaceae. The transcript is spliced from 3 exons.